This is a messenger RNA of Callithrix jacchus (white-tufted-ear marmoset), 3000 nucleotides long. The record is from RefSeq and is a predicted model, not a curated record. Lineage: Eukaryota; Metazoa; Chordata; Mammalia; Primates; Cebidae.
GUGGUUUUCCCACACAGUGUAGCGUGCUGCAGAUUUGCAUAAAUCCCAGCGGAUUGGGUCACCCGCCGCGCGCCCACGGGUUGAACUCCGAGAGCUGAGCUGUUGGGGGCGAAUCGCUGGAAGAACGUUCCCCUGAGGAGUUCAGUGCUGAUGUUGCUCUUUCCCUUCCCAGCGGCAGAGUUCGGGGAGCCAGCUUCCGAGCAGACGGGGGCAGCUGCUGGGAAAACUGUGGCUCAACCCGCAGCCCCCGCGUCCUGGAAGCCCCAGGAUUCUUCGGAACAGCCACAGGAGAGGCUCUGCAGGAAUCCGUGUGCGAUGUUUGCUGCUGGAGAGAUCAAAACGCCGACGGGGGAGGGCCUUUCCGACUCACCCAGCAAAACCAUGUCUAUUAAAGAAAGAUUGGCACUGUUGAAGAAGAGCGGGGAGGAAGAUUGGAGAAACAGACUCAGCAGGAAGCAGGAGGGCGGGAAGGCGCCGGCCAGCAGCCUGCACAUCCAGGAGGCAGGGCGGUCCCUCAUCAAGAAGGAAGAAGGAGGAGUUGCGGAUGAUGAUGCCAUUUCUAACCUGCUUUGGGAACCUUACAUGCUUCUACUUACUCUCCUGCUAUUCCUGCUGCCCAUAAAUACCUGUGUUUUGUGUCGAUUAAUCAGGAAGGGAAGGCCCCUUUUCCUCUGUCAACCCCCAUCUUUCCGGGGCGUUAAGAAAAUGAACUGUGCCAGCCUCCACCCUCUUCCUGUCGCUCCUGAAUCAGGAAGUUCCCUCCCGUGGGGCAGAGCAGGGAAGUGGUGGCCAGUGGGGUGGAAAGGCCUGGGGAGAGUCUCUAGGAUGGCUUCGCUCGGGUCUGUCCGAGUCCUCCCUGUGUCAGCGCGAGGCCUUAGGAUCACGCAGAUCCACGGUGAUGUCAUAGCCGAGAAAGACGCCUUAGGAAGGCAGAGAAGCUGGGGACCUGCUGGAGAAGGUUUGGCGUCACCCACUGCCAUAACCCCAGUGGCCUCACCCAUUUGCAGUAAAACCAGAGGCACCACACCCGUUUCCAAACCCCUGGAAGAUAUCGAAGCCAGACCAGAUAUGCAGUUAGAAUCGGACCUGAAGUUGGACAGGCUGGAAACCUUUCUAAGGAGGCUGAAUAACAAAGUUGGCGGGAUGCAAGAAAUGGUGCUCACCGUCACCAGCAAAUCUGUGAAGGAGGUGAUGAAGUCGGAUGAUGAUGAAACCUUUGCCAAAUUAUACCGCAGCGUGGAUUAUAAUGUGCCGAGAAGCCCUGUGGAGCUGGACGAGGACUUCGAUGUCAUUUUUGAUCCCUAUGCACCCAAACCGCACACUGCUGUGGCUGAGGACAACCGGGCAGUCAGGCCCAAGCGCCGGGUUCAGGCCUCCAAAAACCCCCUGAAAAUGCUGGCGGCCAGAGAAGAUCUCUUUCAGGAAUACACCGAGCAGAGACUAAACGUUGCCUUCAUGGAGUCAAAGCGGAUGAAAGUAGAAAAGAUGUCUUCCAACUCCAGCUUCUCAGAAGUCACCCUGGCAGGUUUAGCCAGUAAAGAAAACUUCAGCAGCGUCAGCCUGCGGAGCGUGAACCUGACGGAACAGAACUCCAACAACAGCGCCGUGCCCUACAAGAGGCUGAUGCUGCUGCAGGUUAAAGGAAGAAGACACGUGCAGACCAGGCUGGUGGAGCCUCGGGCCUCGGCGCUCAACAGCGGGGACUGCUUCCUCUUGCUCUCUCCCCACUGCUGCUUCCUGUGGGUAGGAGAGUUUGCAAACGUCAUAGAAAAGGCAAAGGCCUCAGAACUUGCAGCUUUAAUUCAGACAAAGAGGGAACUUGGUUGUAGAGCUACUUACAUCCAAACCAUUGAAGAAGGAAUUAAUACACACACUCAUGCAGCCAAAGACUUCUGGAAGCUUCUGGGUGGCCAAACCAGUUACCAGUCUGCUGGAGACCCAAAAGAAGAUGAACUCUAUGAAGCAGCCAUAAUAGAAACUAACUGCAUUUACCGCCUCAUGGAUGACGAACUUGUGCCUGAUGAUGACUACUGGGGGAAAAUUCCAAAGUGCUCCCUUCUGCAGCCCAAAGAGGUACUGGUGUUUGAUUUUGGUAGUGAAGUUUACGUGUGGCAUGGGAAGGAGGUCAUGUUAGCACAACGAAAAAUAGCAUUUCAGCUGGCAAAGCACUUAUGGAAUGGAACAUUUGACUAUGAGAACUGUGACAUCAACCCACUGGAUCCUGGAGAAUGCAAUCCGCUUAUCCCCAGAAAAGGACAGGGGCGGCCCGAGUGGGCAAUAUUUGGGAGACAACACAACGAGACGAUUUUGUUCAAAGAGAAGUUUCUGGAUUGGACGGAACUGAAGCGACCGCAUGAGAAGAACCCCGGGGAGCUUGCCCAGCACAAGGAAGACCCCAGGGCCGAUGUCAAGCCGUACGACGUGACGCGGAUGGUGUCCAUGCCCCAGACGACAGCAGGCACCAUCCUCGACGGGGUGAACGUCGGCCGCGGCUAUGGCCUGGUGGAAGGGCACGACAGGAGGUAGUUUGAGAUCACCAGUGUCUCCGUGGAUGUGUGGCACAUCCUGGAAUUCGACUAUAGCAGGCUCCCCAAACAGAGCAUCGGGCAGUUCCACGAGGGGUGCGCCUAUGUGGUCAAGUGGAAGUUCAUGGUGAGCACGGCAGAUCCUGGAAGUUUUAACUUCGCACCUCACCUGUUCAUCCUCAGCAGCUCCUCUGGGGAUUUCGUAGCCACCAAGUUCGUGUAUCCCGCCCGAGCCCCCUCUGUGGUCAGUUCCAUGCCCUUCCUGCAGGAAGAUCUGUACAGCGCGCCCCAACCAGGGAAAAUUUGGAAGUGGAGGCAGGCAUGCACAGAGGGAAGGCCACGUGCAGAUGCCUGGGGAGAAGACGGCCUCUGCAAGCCCAGAAGAGCGGCCUCAGAAGAAACCAACCUGGUCUACACCUUGAUCUCAGACUUCCACCUUCUAGAGCUGCCAGGCAAUAAAGGUUCUAUUGUUUAA